Messenger RNA from Salvelinus fontinalis (brook trout), 2919 nucleotides. Its product is annotated as membrane cofactor protein-like. Bases 161 to 1120 code for a protein of 319 amino acids. The transcript has 11 exons. NCBI's taxonomy places the organism in Eukaryota, Metazoa, Chordata, Actinopteri, Salmoniformes, Salmonidae. The record is from RefSeq and is a predicted model, not a curated record.
GCAAACCGCAAAUUCCAUGAUUCUCACGAGCUUCAAGACCGCUGCCAUCCAGGAAGUUCGCAAAAUAAACGUUAAUUUGCUGUUGCGAAACAGGCAGACAGAGUUGCCAGUUGAAGAAGUCGUAGCUAGACUACUUGAACAUUAAGGAAACGAAGACGUCAUGCAGCCCUCUAAAGACGUCUGUUGGUCCUUGACAAUCUGGAUGGUCCACCUUGCCUUCAUGGUUCUCACUGUUCAAGGUCAAGACUGCUCCAAACCCAUACCGUUAGAAGGGUCAAACAUGGUUCUUAAAUCAACUCAAGAGACAUUUGGAGAUGGAACAAAAGCAACUUUUGAGUGUGCAAUUGGAUAUGUCAGUGCAGGAGGGUCUCCAUCAGUCACCUGUACUGCUGGCGUGUGGAGUACAGUGAAACUGACAUGCGAAUUAAGGCCGUGUGGCUCACCAGGAGAAGUGCUAAACGGCCGAUAUAAUCUCUCGGGGGUUCUGUUUGGCGCCAGGGCUGUUGCUUUCUGUGACACUGGCUAUACACUUGUGGGCAGCGGUGUAAGGAACUGUUUGGUUGGAGGCUGGGAUGGCAGAGUUCCUGUAUGUGAAGUGGUGAAGUGUGGAAAGCCCCCCACCAUUGUCAACGGUGGACCUGUUAUCCCACCUGAAGACGAGUACAGCUAUAGAAGUGUUGUGGAAUAUAGCUGUGAGAAGGAAUUCACUCUGUCUGGAACUAAAUCCAUAGUCUGUGAAAAGGACGGAGAAUUCCAGCCAGCUCCACCUGAGUGUAAAAUGGUUUCAUGUCCUGCUCCUGUUGUUGAGAAUGGCGUUAGGAUUGAAGGUCGUUCGCCACCCUACAAGCACAAGUCUUUUGUGACGUAUAAGUGCAACGAUGGAUAUGAGAUGAUGGGAGAGGCCAGUCUGACAUGUGAAAUAGAAGGCUGGUCAGCUUCUAUUCCCACAUGCAAAGCAACAGAUGGUGCACCUGGUCCUGGUCCCACAGAUCCACCAGCGGCCAACAAACACACAUGGAAAAUAGUAGGGGGUGUUCUAGGUGGACUUGUCAUUGUUUGUAUUAUAGGAUUUAUAAUCUACAAAUAUACAGCACGUACCAGACAGGCUGCUGUGAUUUAAUGUACUACCCUCCUGCUUAUGAAUGUAGUAGCCCCUCCCAAACACCGCGUUCAUAUCCUUUCAAAGGAAGUUCUAUUACAUGAUGUUUAGAAACCUCAUGAUGAAGAAUGAAUUGGUUCACUCUCAUUUGGAAGCUUGUGCUUAAUGAGUGGCCAAACCUGAUUAUUCAAUAACUAUUCAUGUUUCCAGUGUACUUCACAAAUAACAGUUUUGCCCGUUUUGAAAUGAAGGGAAUCAUAUCCAUUAAGAUGCCCAGCAAGACUCACAGUAUAGAUGCAUCAAGUGCUGUCAUUUCUAAACAGUAAAACAGAUUUGAAUGAAAAUACCCUCAAAUAAAUGUGGCAUUCUGUACUGUCGCCUCAUAUCAAACAUUUGAUCUAACCUGCUGGAGUAUAGAUCCUAAUUUAAGUUUUAGAUUCACUGACCAAAUAAAUACAUAGAGGAGUGUGUUUGACGCAACGUCUUAAUAUAAGUCAUGCCACUGAAGGUCAACAUAUUGGUUUGCUAGAGCAGGUUGCAGGUGUGUUGAAACACUCAUAUCAUGGAGCUCAAGAGCAAAGAUGGUUCAUUUAGCUCUAGUCAUUGAAUUUGAAAAGCUUGGUUUUACAAGGAGACCAUGCUUGAAACACUAAAGUAUACUUUUGAGUGUGUUUAGCUCUUUGAGGGAUCAAGGACUCUGGCUCAUGAUCCAGCUUUGGAAUCUUUAUUUGAACUUCUAGCCUAUUUGUAUUGUUCUACUGUAGAUAAGCCAAGGAAAGAUGCAUUUUUAAAAAGUAAAGACAUUUUGUUUUAAUAAAAAGAGAAUUAGAUGCCUGUAAUGUUCCAAUGUCUAUUUCCAGAGAUGAAUCAUGUUUGAGACUUUUUCCCCUGUAAACUGUUCUUGAAUAUGUCACAUUGAAUGUGUGAGAUUCAUUAUGGCAACUGGCUGAAGUAUAUUGAGCAAAUGUAUUGGAGUUCUGCUAUUCAACCACUUCUAAUUUAACAUCCACCGUACCUGACAGCUGAAUUGCUGCCUUUCAGUAAAUGCAAAUCUCUUGCAAUAAGACCACCGGACCAUGGUGUUCUAGGAGGAAGCCUGCAGCUCUCACUAAUAGGAGGCUAAAAUGAAUCAGUUUUUGUCACAUGCACAGAAUAGCGCGUGUAACAGUAGUAGAAUGCUUACUUCCUCAACAGUGCAGAGUAAAUAUAAAGUAGAAAAACUCACUAUACAAAGUAGAUGAAUCAGCACAGUGAAUUUUGAAUGUUAAGAGUUUUAGAUUCUUUACUUUGCCUUAUCAAUGGAAAAGACACACCAUUCUGCAGUUAUACCCUGUAUUUAUUUGAUAUCUUGACUGACAUUUUCCACUCCCCUCUUUAUUCCAUUGCUUGGUCGUCUCAUAGUGGUGGUCUUUACAGCUUCUUUUUUUGUUGUUGAUGAAAAUGCUAUUUAAUUUCUAAUGUAUUUUGUAGGAUCUAAUCAAGUGGUUGCUUCAUAUGAACCCAUGUUGUUAUUUAGUAGAGCACAAUGUUAGGUGAAUAUAAAAGUAGGUUUGAUCUUAUUCUGGUCAAUGUACCCUACUAAAUAAACAGCAGUGUUAAAUGUAAAACAGCAUGUUUUCCAAAUGGAAUGAAAAUACGUGUUCCAAAAGGUCAUCUUUCAUUAUAUCUAAGACAACUAUCGAACAGGAGCAAUUUUAAUGAAUAAAAUGAAGUAUUAAUGUGUGUUUAAGUAUAAUGUAGAUCUCACCACUAAUGUUUUUUCUUCUUCACAUGUUUGAUUUAAUGUACCAAUCAAUAAACAUCGCUCAUUUAUACAUGAA